Messenger RNA from Baudoinia panamericana UAMH 10762, 2139 nucleotides. RefSeq lists its product as uncharacterized. The record is from RefSeq and is a predicted model, not a curated record. Gene Ontology annotation, molecular function: asparagine synthase (glutamine-hydrolyzing) activity. The transcript is spliced from 3 exons. The coding region runs from base 1 to 2097 and encodes 698 amino acids. Lineage: Eukaryota; Fungi; Ascomycota; Dothideomycetes; Mycosphaerellales; Teratosphaeriaceae. Gene Ontology annotation, cellular component: cytosol.
AUGUGCGGCAUUACCUGUAUCCUUUCGCUCUCGGGCCCGAACAGCAGCCAACACGCCAAUGGCUCGCUCAAUGGCGCUCCUAAGGAACCAGAUACCGGCCUGGCGAAGGUAAAGAAGGAGCUUGAUGCAUCAAUGGCCCAGAUCAAGCACCGCGGACCUGACAGCUGCGGCGACUGGAUAAGCGACGAUUGUCGAGUAGCGCUAGGUCAUGUGCGCCUUAGCAUCAACGACCUGAACCCUUCUGGCUCGCAGCCUUUCAAUGCGCCGUCCCAAGGCAUCCACGCAGUAGUCAAUGGCGAGUUCUACGACUAUGACCGGAUUCGCGCCGAGCUUGAGAAGGAUACCGAUUACCACUUCACCUCCCGCUCAGACUCCGAGAUCGUCAUUGCACUAUAUUUGCAGCACGGAUUGAACUUCGUAGAGCAUCUGCGCGGCGAGUUUGCGUGCGUGCUGUGGGAUGAGCGGCGUGAGCUUUUCGUUGCGGUAAGAGACCGAUACGGCAUCAAGCCCUUGUUCUGGACUGUUCAGCCAGAUCCGGCGAAAGCUGGUGGGAGGAGAUUGUUGGUCGCCGCGGAGAUGAAGGCGUUCCUGCCGUUGGGCUGGGAGCCGCAGUGGGAUGUGAGGAGCUUGAAGGACGCCGGUUGGAACCACGACACCAGGACACUGUUUCAAGGUGUGCAGAAGCUACGGGCGGGUCAUUACUUAACGUGUCAGUCAUUCGGCCACAUCGAAGAGCGGCCGUAUUGGGAUUCGUCAUAUCCGGAUAAGCGUACCAUUGACCCUCGGACGCCAGAAGAGCUGAUCGAAGGCGUCAGGCAACGAAUGCUUGAGUCGGUCCGCCUACGUCUGCGCGCAGACGUGCCAGUCGGUGUCUAUCUUUCCGGCGGCAUUGACUCAUCUGUAAUUGCCGGCAUGGUCACGCAUUUGGUGAAGGAGCAGAACGUGUCGAUGGGCUCGGCUCCGGCGGAUGAGCGUGUGACGUGCUUCUCCAUCGCCUUCGAGGAGGAUAGCGGGUUUGAUGAAAGUAGUAUUGCCAAUCGAACUGCCGAGUGGCUCGGUGUGAAGUACAUCAAGAAGUUGAUGAACGAGGAGGAGCUCGCGAAACGCUUCGAAGAUGCGGUUUGGCAUUGCGAGCAACAUAACGCGGAUCUUAACUUCAUCGGCAAGUAUGCUUUGAGUGAAGUGCCACAGGAGGCUGGGUACAAGGUCGUACUCACUGGCGAAGGCGCCGAUGAGAUCUUUGCUGGCUACCCGUUGUUUCUACCCGAUUACUUGCGCGAGCCGGACAUGGCUUGGGAGAAGCACAACCCGCUGACGGAGGAUGGGAGAUUGGCGAAUUUGCAUUCGGCGGAAGAGGCUGACCAAGAGCAUUACCGCAGCAUUGGCGCUCAAGCCAGUACUGGUGAGCUUAGCAUAGCUCGUCGGAUGUUGAACGGCAUUUCAACGGUAGCCUCGAUGACUGCGUUCCAGCCAGACGUCUUUGCAGAUUGGACUGAGAAGGAGCACACUGCCUGUGACCCGCAGAUGACAAUUGCAUCCAAUCCUGACGGCGUAGCUCGACACCACAUCAACAAAAAUUGGCACACACUGCACUCAGCGCUUUACGUCUGGUCUAAAGGCCAUCUGCCCAACAUCUUCCUGACUUGUCUCGGCGAUCGGACGGAGAUGGCUCACUCAAUCGAAGCUCGGACGCCGUUCCUUGACCAUAAGCUUACCGAAUACGUCAACCAUCUGCCUCCGUCCACUAAGCUCCGUUGGUUGCCGGGUGAGGAGCGUUUCGUCGAGAAGUGGAUCUUGCGAGAGGCAAGCAAGCCUUUCAUCACAAAUGAGCUUUAUGAGCGUAAGAAGCAUCCGUACUCAGCGCCAACGAAGUAUCCCCGUGACGGACCAAUGCACCAGUUGAUCUCGCGUCUCAUCACGAGAGAUACUGUGGCAGAGCUUGGCUUUGUGAGUUGGGAGAAGGUUGCGGGCUUGGUGGAUGCGGCUUUUGGUGAGAAGGGAGAGGCAAAGGCGCUGAGGUUGGCGUUGGUGGUGGCGGAGUGGGUGGUGUUGGGGCGGCGGUUUGGGGUACAAGCGGCGGCUCCUGUCCGUUGUUAGUUUUCGAUAAUGAUGAAGCAGCUCAAUGUGAUCAAUGCUUAC